CCAUUUAAAUCCAGCAGACGGCAGCAUGCAGUUAGAUAACAUUAAGAACACCCGAAGAAGAGCAGAAGGCAACGUUUCCCAAUUUGCAGGGGCCAUGCUGGAAAAAACAGCUGAUAAAGGGAAGGCGACUGCCGAGGAGAAAGGCUUCCGGACGCCCGGGCUGAGGGGAGCACAGACCACUACAUUGUUCCGGGCUGUCAAUCCUGAACUCUUCAUUAAACCGAAUAAACCAGUGAUGGUAUUUGGGAUGGUGGCCAUCACUUUGAGUGUGGCUUACCUGGGCUAUCUGCACGCUAUGAAAGAAAAUGACCAGCAGCUUUAUGAAGCUAUAGACAGCCAAGGAGAGAGAUACAUGAAGAGGAAGACUUCCAAAUGGGACUGAUGACAAUGCAUGCUGUAGUUCACCACAUGACUGAGUGUGUAUGAUUGUGUUUUUUGGGAAACAAAAAUGAAAGCUGAGCUGAUUGAAAUAAAGAACUCCUGACAACUGUGUUACGGUGAUUUGACAGAGCAACAAAAAUGAACAAGACAAACGAAUAUGCAAAAAAAAACCCCACUAUUAUUAGAGAUUUUGUAAAUUACAGAUAAACGGACUCUGGAGGAAAGUGUCUGACAUACUCAGACUGCACAGAAUGACUGUUAUGGGGAAAAUGUGUUAGACAAACUGGACAGAAUGAUCAUGAGCUUCUCCACCAAUGUAGUGAACGGAAUGCUGAUAUCAUAUUGUGCCCGACCCUGAAUGGGUGGACACAUGCUGGGUAUUUAAUGUCUGGAAUAAAAGAAAAAAACGGGGUUCUGAGGUACCGGUUGCAUUGUGUUUUGAGAACCCAGUACUGACUGUAAACAUCCCUCUGUCUUUUACAUUAAAUAUGGUAAAAUAUA
Molecule: messenger RNA, 882 nt
Organism: Fundulus heteroclitus (mummichog)
Lineage: Eukaryota; Metazoa; Chordata; Actinopteri; Cyprinodontiformes; Fundulidae
Gene: smim8
Product: small integral membrane protein 8
Exons: 3
Coding region: 26-382 (118 amino acids)
Molecular function (GO): 2-oxoglutarate-dependent dioxygenase activity; methyltransferase activity
Source: RefSeq, a predicted model, not a curated record